AUGGACAACUCUCCGGAGGGAAGUGAGAAUUCUCGAAAAGAGAACAUUCCAGUCAGUGCGUCGCCUCCAUCGAUCGAAGACGAUGACGACCUUCUGAAUGACGAUGAAGACGUGGGAAUUCAGAAUCCAGACGACGUGCAAAUACCAGAAGAAGAGUUGUUGAGAAUUGACGAUGAGAUGGAGGAGAUUCUGAAUCCUCCUCUGAAUCCACAACCAGAAGACGUUCCACGGAUUCAGAAUCCCAUUGACGGCAACGAGUAUUUGGAGGCGUUUGAAGAGGAGAGACGGAUUCUGGAAGAGGAGAUGCCAGAAGGACGGGAAUCUGAAGACAGAGGACGAGGAGACGAUGAUGAUGAGAGAAUGGAUACGGAAGAACCAGAAUCCCCACCAGCCGAAGCCAUCAGAGCACGUGAUUCAACGUCAGCCGAAUCGAUGGAUGAUGAUGCAGAUGAUGAGGAUGAAGAGGAAUCUUCUGAGAGUGAGAAAGACGAUCAAAAUCUAGCAAAUCUAUCAUUAACCGCUCCCGUCCCACUGACCCAGAUAGACAAAUCGAUUCAUAUCGGAACGGAGCAUCAAGCACAAAUCUCAAAUGAAGGAACACCUGAACCAAUCCCACGAGAAGAGGAAAUUAGCGAUGAUGAAAGGGAAACAUUGAUUUGGGAUUGUGAGCAACCCGUUGAUAAGAAGAGACUCGUCGAUUAUAUUGGAGAAACGAGCGGAAAGUUCUCGAUGCCUAUUGAUAGGGCGCUCUACAUCCUCCGCAAAGAGAAUCUCGACUUCGAUUCGGCGGCAAAAGAAUGUGGAAAACGGAAAGAAAUCAAGGAGACGUGGACGGAAGAGGAAGUUGCUCUCUUCACGACGAGUUAUUUCAAUUUUGGAAAGAAAUUCCGAAAGAUUAAGGCGGUGAUGCCAAACCGCUCGUUGCACUCCAUCGUGAAUUACUAUUAUCAGACGAAGAAAGUGGCGAAUUACAAGACGAAUAUCGGUAUUCAAUUGAAUGAAACUGAUAAAUAUGAUGAGUUGAUGAAUGAUAUCAAUGGAAUGGAUCGAGUUGAAGCGGGAUACUGUGAGAAUUGCAAUCAAAAGAGUUGUGUUCUUAUUCUAAACAAAAUGAUGGGUCGUCACGAGUGUCGUCCGUGUAUUCUCUAUUUCCGUCUGAUGCGAACAUCUCGACCGCCGAGUCUUCUCACCAUCGCUGAGAAACAGAAUAAACGAGUCGUCUGUCCCGAAUACAUGAAACCGUUUGUCAACGACUAUGUGGAAAUGAUGAGUCCGGCUGAUGGAAAGGCGGCCGAACGAUUGGGAAUCCCAGAAUUCACGAUAACAAUCGAUGAUGAUGAUGAUGAGUGUGUUGUUCUUGACGAAUGUGAGAUUCGUGUUCCAUCGAAAGAGUUGAUAGUAGAAGGAAUGACAGAAGACGACGAUCCAAUCGAUUCGAAUACGUGUCAUAUGACUCGAAUAUUCGAUUCACCCGCCGCGUUGGCAUUCAUCGAUAGUCUUCGAAAGAAACAUCAGAAAGCGGUCCCGUUGGUUUGGCGCAUUCGGCAGACGAAGUGUAUGGAGGAGAUUUCUCUGAUCAACGAGGCGGCGCGUCAAGAAGUGAUGAAAACUAUGGCGACGGAGGAUCGUAUCAAUUUGAGGAACAUUGCGAAAUGGCGACAGGAGAUGGGCGGUUUGAAGAGUAGACACUCGAAAUGGAUAACGGAAACGGAGAUUUCGACGGUGUGCUCAUCGACGACGAUCAGCCGAUCGGGAAGGGUUCGAUACGAUGCGAAUUGGACGGAUGACGAGAAGAGACAGUGUAUUCGAUGCUUCCACUGGCAUCAAGACGAUUUCGAGAGUAUUUCGAAUGUGAUACUCACCAAAACUGUAGAUCAAAUCAAGGCGUUCUACAAAGAACACGAAGAAAUCCUUUCCAAGAGUCUGCAGUCGUAUCGAGAAGUGAUGAAAAGCAGACGAAUGAGAAUCGACGGAAAUAUUCGUUACUAA
This is a messenger RNA of Caenorhabditis remanei, 1989 nucleotides long. RefSeq lists its product as uncharacterized. NCBI's taxonomy places the organism in Eukaryota, Metazoa, Nematoda, Chromadorea, Rhabditida, Rhabditidae. The record is from RefSeq and is a predicted model, not a curated record. Gene Ontology annotation, cellular component: histone deacetylase complex; transcription regulator complex. Gene Ontology annotation, molecular function: transcription corepressor activity; sequence-specific DNA binding. The coding region runs from base 1 to 1989 and encodes 662 amino acids. The transcript is spliced from 11 exons. Gene Ontology annotation, biological process: regulation of transcription by RNA polymerase II; negative regulation of DNA-templated transcription.